This is a messenger RNA of Pisolithus orientalis, 661 nucleotides long. RefSeq lists its product as uncharacterized. Lineage: Eukaryota; Fungi; Basidiomycota; Agaricomycetes; Boletales; Pisolithaceae. The transcript has a single exon. The record is from RefSeq and is a predicted model, not a curated record. The coding region runs from base 425 to 637 and encodes 70 amino acids.
GUCAACGUCCCAUACAUCACCCGCGAGGCACAUAUCACGGAGAAACAUAAGAGCAGCUUCCAAAUAAGAUGUAACCACCUCCCUCCCAUUGCUAGAGAGUUACACUUGAUAGUACUACUAGACCACUGCGAGCUCCCUGUGGCUAUUAGUGCGAGUCUCACGCGAAAAUGACCGAUUUCAUUUCAAACGCGGACUAGUGGUCAAAACCCCAUCGAAUCACCUCAGCUAAGUUUCAGGUGAACCUGGACUGAGGUGAGCCGUACUGUACGAAUCUGUAAGCAACUCAACUUUGUCGAUGAUUCUUUUUGGCCAAUUAUCACCCCGGCGAGGGUCUUGUCGGAGACGAUAAAUACCCGCCGGUCACGGAGGUUUGCCACACCCAAGUUGUUCUUGACGCUCUGACGUGACUCCGCUCACGAGCAAUAUGACAGAACUGCUCUCGACAGCCUGCAUCCUCGUUAGCAUCGUAACCACGUCCUUCAUGACGUUAAGGAUUUGUUGGUCGAGUUUGGAGCGGACGAUGAAAGUGGGGAUUUUAAAACGACGCAGUUUACGAGUAUGGCGUGGUUGGUCAUCGCAAAGCGGUUGUCAAAGAGCACAAGGAUGCAAUCAAAGACGUAGAGACUUUGAGAGUUGAAAUACUGUCAAUCAGGAUUGUCAG